AUGCUGGACUGGACGACGAUUUCCAACCUGUUCGAAAGGGCUUCGAAUAACGUGGUUCUCACGUUGAAAUUAGUAAGGUGUGUACUUGGCGACCCCACGAAAUUCAAGCUUCAUCCCCGUCUACUGGAAGCUCUUAUACAGCACGAAAACUUACUUCAGGCUUGUGAAGACUUGAUUCCUGGGUUCGCUGAUAUCGUCUCAGCACCACUUCGAAAUGACCAACUUGUCAAGGAGAUCCUCAGUGGGAAUGGCAGUAAUUUUACAGCCGGAGCCCUUCCGGCUGUCCUGUUUUGUAGCGACGAAAAUCUGCCCGCUGGUAUCUUCUGGAGUGUAUUCAAGGACAACCCGCAUGUGGCGCUGACGUCUUUGUGGAAUGCGAAAACCAUAAGCGUUACACGCAAUAGUUAUAUGUUGUUGCUGAACAACUUACUGGCCAUAGCUCAGUCUCCGGUCAGAAGGUCGCUCAAUAAAAAAAUGGAAAGAUUAUUUCUACUAGCUUUUGCAUCUGUAGUCUCAAGUUUGGCUCACUCUAUUGCGAAAAGGUAA
Messenger RNA from Cooperia oncophora, 546 nucleotides. The record is from the annotation of a GenBank genome assembly. Lineage: Eukaryota; Metazoa; Nematoda; Chromadorea; Rhabditida; Trichostrongylidae.